This is a messenger RNA of Lolium rigidum, 1752 nucleotides long. RefSeq names its product probable WRKY transcription factor 57. NCBI's taxonomy places the organism in Eukaryota, Viridiplantae, Streptophyta, Magnoliopsida, Poales, Poaceae. The record is from RefSeq and is a predicted model, not a curated record. The transcript is spliced from 4 exons. Gene Ontology annotation, biological process: regulation of DNA-templated transcription. Gene Ontology annotation, molecular function: sequence-specific DNA binding; DNA-binding transcription factor activity. The coding region runs from base 214 to 1182 and encodes 322 amino acids.
CCCAGAUGGAAUGAUGCGCGCGCGACCCCAGUCCAGUCCCUCCCAGUCCCAGCACAAGCACGCCCACGCUAGCCCAGUCCUCCUCUCCCCCAGUAGCAGCUGCACCACCGGCCUGGCCAAACCCAAGCGCCGCUGCAGUGCACAGCCGGAUAGAGAGGUAAUUGAGCGGAGAGAAGGCUAGCUAGCUUUGAUCGGCCGGCUUGAUCGGGUGCCAUGGCUGGCGCAGCGGCCGACAGGCCGGAGGGGGUGGGCGGAGGAGGCGGAGGGGAGUGGCCGUUUGCAGGCGACGCCUACGCAGAGUACCCAUCGGCGCUACUGUUCGCGGAGCUCGGUGGAUGGCCUGGCGGCCUGGGCGCGGGCGCCGGGGACCUGCCGGCGCUGGAUCUGCCAGUGGUCAGUGCGUCGGCGGUCCUGGCGCCUGUUGCGCUGACGUCUGAAGCGACGCCGUCUAGGUCCAGGUCAGCUGACGCUGGUGGCGCGUCGUCUAGCUCGAGCGGCGAAGGCGCCGGCGCGGCCCUUGAGGACGCCGACACCGGCAAGCUGGCCGCCGCCGACGAGGCUGCAGCCAUGAAGCCAACGGCGACGGUGGUGAAGAAGGGGCAGAAGCGGGCUCGGCAGCAGCGGUUCGCUUUCAUGACCAAGAGCGAAAUAGAUCAUCUCGAGGAUGGGUACAGAUGGAGAAAGUAUGGGCAGAAAGCCGUCAAGAACAGCCCUUACCCAAGGAGCUACUACAGAUGCACCAAUAGCAAAUGCACCGUGAAGAAGCGCGUCGAGAGGUCGUCGGACGACCCCUCCGUGGUGAUCACCACCUACGAGGGCCAGCACUGUCACCACACCACCUCCUUCCAGCGCGGCGCCGGGGCUACGGCUAUGCACUUUCACGGCGGAGCCACCAUUGCACUCGCUGAGCAGAUGUCGUUCGUCUCGGCGCAACAGCUGUACAACUUGCCGCCGUUGCGCACACAGAUGAACCCUACAUCGUCGGAGUCCGUCGUCAGCUCGACGCAAGCUUCUUUCGGCCAGCAGCUCAAUGGAAGCAAUGGUGAGCUGCCGCGGUCGGCUAACUACAGUCCGACGGCGUCCAUGGUGCAGUCACCCUCGUCGUCGUUGGUGCCUCCAGCUGUUUCAUUUGACAUGGGACUGCUAGGCGACAUCGUGCCUCCUCGACUAAGAAAUGGAUGACGGUCUAUAAAUGACUAUAUCUGAUGCCAUGUCAUGCAUGUCUCAGAUGGAGGCAGACGGGAAAGGCACACCAAUCAGCUAGCUAGGGUGUUCCGCUGAUCCUCUCCUGCAGAAUCCAACAAUUUAAACGACCAACCAUCCUUAAUUUCGUCCAAUCUCUAUGUGGCGUAAGAGUAUAGCUAUUCAGUCUCUUACGCCAUGCUUAAUUUGAUCGACGAGUACUGCUAGCUUCCUCAAGUUCUCGUGAUGACUAGAUUUGCUAGUGUUUUUGCACGCCGCAUUAUUGGACAGGCAGGUGCAAUAAUAUUUGGUCUCAUAGCAAAUUUGUAUUCCCACUUCAACCUUUAUCCUAUAUCCUAUCUGUUGGAUCUGCUUGGCCCUUAGCAUACAACACUUUGAUUUGUAUAGCCUGAAUUCCUAGUGUUGUGGUUCUUGCAGGACGUACAAUAUUGUACUGUAUUGUAACCUAAAUUUAUUUUGCACUUUGUAGCUAGCUGGCUAGCAGGUUAAAGUUUUUGUGGAUAUAUGUGUUUGAUGUAUUCUGAAUAUAUGCAAUUCAGUAUCGGAGUA